This is a messenger RNA of Drosophila subobscura, 2258 nucleotides long. RefSeq names its product WD repeat-containing protein 87-like. The record is from RefSeq and is a predicted model, not a curated record. The coding region runs from base 119 to 2086 and encodes 655 amino acids. The transcript is spliced from 7 exons. NCBI's taxonomy places the organism in Eukaryota, Metazoa, Arthropoda, Insecta, Diptera, Drosophilidae.
AAAUUCACAUUUAUUUCAAACAAAACAAAAUUUAUACCCUGCACUUUACACACUUAAAAUUAUUAUUGUUAUUAAUUGGUUGUCCUUUUUUUGUUGCUGUCUUUAAAGGUGCCACAAAAUGUCACUAAAUCCGAAUAGUGUUCGGCACACCAAAGCCAGCCAGCUGCGGGCCUUGAAGAUUAACCAAUGGGUGAGUUGGAACACUACAAGUAGGGCUGGGGAUGGGGUUCUGAUUCAUUUACGCAUAAAUCUCACACAGGCAACGAAUAAUGCGAGCUCAGCGGCGGCAGCUCCUGCUCGAUCGCAGAUGUCGUUGCCGCGUGGCACUGCAGGGGAGUCCUGUGCCCCAAGCAUUGACUCAAUGCCCAAGCCAGUAUUAGACUCCUCCACGUGCCAGAGUCAGAGCCCUGCCCACGAGCCCAAGACAGAUGCAGGCCAGCCAGCAACCAAGAGCAGCCCGGCUGAGCAGCCGUCUCGGAGUCCCGCAUGGAAGACGAACCCUGCAAAUGUGCGUGCCGUUGAGCGACAAUUCAAGAUGCUGAAAUGCAUUCAAUCGGAGUUUGUGCAAUCACUGGAGCUCCUGGAACCGCACGAGUCCCGGUUGCUGGGCAGCUACAAAUUUCUGCCGCUCGUCAUCAAUGACAGAAGCAAGUGGCUGGUCAAAAAAGACGAUUCCAUUCUGAGUUUGCCCACGGAGAGUGUGCAGGAUCUGAAGAAUCGCUGCCAGGCUGCCAUUGAAGCGGGCUUCAUGUUGCUCUACGAACAGCUGGAGGGCGUUCAGUUGGCCAAGGAUGAGUUCGCGGCGUCCCAGCAGAAGCAGAAGCUUCUGGUCGAGCUGAAAUGUUUACUGAGCCGACAAAUGGACACCAUCGUGGAGAACAUCGAUAUGGUGUGUGGCGCAACCCUCGGGCAACAGGAUGCGUUCAGGCAGCACUUGUACGGCGAGAUAUACAAGCUGCGUCAGCAAAAGGAGCUCACGGAGGCACAGAUCCUACGUAUUACCAAGAGCCACAGCGAGCAGAUGAAUCGCCUGCAGCUGGAGCACGAGGACAAGCUAAAGGCGCAGCAGCAAAGGCUGGAGGAGCAGCAGCAGGAAAAGCUAAAGGAGCCGCAGCAAAGGGUGCAGGAGGCACAACGAGACGAGUACGAGAGUCAGCUGAAAAUACUGAAUGCAUCCCUAAAGAGUAGGAACAGCACCAUCGAAUCGGUGGUGGCUGAAUCGAACAAGCAAAUGGCACUCAAUGCGCAUCUGGAGCAGCUAUUGGCGAAGGCGACUGCUGAGCUGCUGGACACACGGAAGGAUCUCGAGAAUAGCAAGGAGCUCGUCGCGUUACUGGAGCGGGAUCUGAAGGAGGAACGCGAAUAUCCAGCGACUGUCAGGGCAGCCAAACCUCAGCAGCCCAAGGACAUGCCGCUGUCUGAGUGCAACAUCAGUGUGCAGCAGAUGCUCUCCGAUCUGGAGCAUGUCAAGACGCAGCUGUACAAGUCCCAGGAGGUGGUGGGCGAGCUGAGGGGAAAGUCGAAGAGCGACCAACAGAAGAUAGCCAGCUACACCGAAGAAAUCAAAAGCUAUCGCCGGAAGGCUCGCGAACACCAAGAAGCUUAUCGCAAAAUUGUCUUGGAAGCAGCGGACAAGGAAGGGCAGUUGAAUCAGAUGCGUCUCCAGCUGGACAUGAAGGAGCAGCAGCUGGCCUAUGGCUAUGAGAAAAUGAUCAAACAUGAGCAGCUAAUCCGACGCCUGGAGCGGUCCAAAAAAGUUUCCGUAGAGGAAAGUGCACGCAUCGCCAUGGAAAGGGACAAGGAGCAGGAGGCCAAGCGCGAAGGGCAACUCAAAAAUGAAAAACUAACACAGGAGCUUCAGCAAUUUGUAGAUUUUAUUCUCUACAAGGGUAAAGCUCCAGCUGUAAUUGAAGGUCUCAUUGGUGUGUGCAGCAUCUGCAGUUGCAUACAUCAAAAGAAUCUGGAUCCAGAGACGCGCAAGGAGAUUCAGGUAAAAAUUGGAGCAUCGCAUGGCAUCUCCUUCAGCAGAUGCUGCGCGGCCAACACAGUCAACAGAAGCAGCAGCAGCACCAGCGAACAUGCUUAGCCAGCCUGUACAGAGAUUCUAGAUUCCGCAAGAGAUUAGCCAAGAGCUUUUCCCUGCAUAAUCCUCGGCAGUAUCCACAAUUUUCUGCAAACUGAAAUCAGAGUUCUCCAGACAUUAUUCGACACAUUCUUAAAUAGUCAAAAUUUCUGGUUAUAUAAUUGCUUAUUUUCCU